Prosopis cineraria is the source of this 1665-nucleotide messenger RNA. RefSeq lists its product as uncharacterized. The coding region runs from base 1 to 1665 and encodes 554 amino acids. NCBI's taxonomy places the organism in Eukaryota, Viridiplantae, Streptophyta, Magnoliopsida, Fabales, Fabaceae. The transcript has 3 exons. The record is from RefSeq and is a predicted model, not a curated record.
AUGGCACUCGAAGGUAGUACAAAUCUAAGUCAUACUGGAAAAUUAUAUCAGGGAAAAGGGAUCAAAUUAUCUGUAAAAGUUGAGCCGCUGGAAACCUUAAUUGAGUUGAGCCGUCAUAUCAAAGGGAAGAUUAUGCAAGAUUUUAAAAGGAAAUAUGGAAAUAUCUUGGAUCUUCUGUCAGUCACAAUACAUAAUGAUGCAAUAAUGGAAUUAAGCCAAUAUUGGGAUGCCUCGUUAAGAUGUUUCACAUUUCAAGACUUCCAAAUGGCACCGACUUUGGAAGAAUAUGGAGAAAUUUUGAGAAUGCCCCUUAAGGAGAACAUGGCAGUAUAUCUUUAUCCUGGAUAUUUACCAUCUCGAGGCACGAUAGCGAAAAUUUUGGAAAUUCCUAAGGAAAAGGUACGAAUGGUUUGCCCAGGACAAACAGAGGGAAUCUCAAGAGCUGAUGUAGAAGCCCACUUGAAAGUUUUGGCAGGAAAAGAGGCUUGGGUUACAUUUUGCAGAGUCUUUGCCUUAUGCAUAUAUGGAAUAAUCCUGUUUCCAUCAUCAAUUGGCAUAAUUGACUUAGGAGCCAUUAGUGUAUUCCAAAUGGUGGAAUACCAUAACGUGAAUCCAGUACCAGCAAUCUUGGCAGAAACGUACUUGACCUUAACUCAAUGUCACGAUAAAGGGAAAGGAAAGGUCAAUUGUUGUAUUGCAUUACUGGAUUUAUGGAUGCUUGGCCACCUUUAUGGAAAGACGCUUCCUUUCAGAAAGAAGAACGACUCAGACAGUAAUCCACUCAUGUCUUUUAAAGGCCAAUUCGUGAUUGACGGAAUGAGCUACAUGGAUUGGAAAAGAACCUUCUCAGAACUUAAAGAAAGUUCCAUUUUAUGGAAACUAGACUGGUGGUGGAAAGAGGAGGUUAUUUACCAUUGUGGUGACUUUCCGAAUGUGCCUUUAAUGGGACCCAGAGGGUGUAUCAACUAUAACCCUUCCUUAGCGUUAAGGCAACUGGCCUAUAAGCAAAAUGUUCCUUCUAAGAAAGAGGUGCAGGAGUUAUACUUUCUACAUAAGGAGGAUGGGACAAAGUUAUCAAACCAGAAUGUCAAAGAAGCAUGGCAAGAGAUAGGCAAUGACUUGAAAGAGAUUAAUGGGCAAUUGGUUGAAUGCUUGAAGAUGAAGGAAAAUGAGUUACAAGCGCUUGCUAGCUCAGAGUCUAAGAAUAAAGAAGAAUUGGAAAAAUACCAAAACGAAUGCGAAAAUGCCAAACUGAAAAGGGAAGUGCAAACUAGUGAUAACAAAGUUCAAAGUACUAAAGCAAGACUUGUCAAAAUAGUCAGGGAAAAUGAUGCAUUGAAGAAGGAAUUACAAGACAUCAGACCCAUUGAGGAGAUGCAGCAAGAAAUCAAUACGCUCACAAGACAAUUGGAAAGGAAGGUGAAUGAACUAGCCAGGGUGAGAGGAAGUGCAGCUGAGACAGCACAGAACUUUGUUCAGAGGCUUAAUCAACAAAAUGAAGUCUUAGAAGAGUGGAAAUCACUUUGCCUUGAUCAAACAGAAGAAACCAAAGAGUGGAUGUUAAAAUGUAGGCAGAUAAUUGAUUUGGCUAAUGACAAAAUUCCAGAAUUUGCAAGAGCAUUUAAGCAAGCUGAAGGCAUGGUUCUCCCUGGGGAACUCCAUUAG